Tribolium castaneum (red flour beetle) is the source of this 1532-nucleotide messenger RNA. Its product is annotated as N-alpha-acetyltransferase 30. Lineage: Eukaryota; Metazoa; Arthropoda; Insecta; Coleoptera; Tenebrionidae. Gene Ontology annotation, molecular function: protein-N-terminal amino-acid acetyltransferase activity. The record is from RefSeq and is a predicted model, not a curated record. The transcript is spliced from 2 exons. Gene Ontology annotation, cellular component: NatC complex. Bases 1 to 984 code for a protein of 327 amino acids. Gene Ontology annotation, biological process: N-terminal peptidyl-methionine acetylation.
AUGAACAAGAACGGUAAUAAGAUAAAUAAAUCAAAAAAGUGCACUUCAACGAAUUGUGAACCAAAAAAUGAUCUAAAUGGAAAGGCGAAAGAUACGAAUUUGAAAAAGAAGCACUCGAAGAACGGCUUGGUGAACGGACUAGUGAACAAUGCACAAGACUCAACCAAAGGCAGCGGCAAGGAGCACAUAAUCCCCAGCAACAAUGAAAAUUCACAUAAAAGUACGCAACCUAAACCACAGAAAGAAACCUCAAGAGACAAAGCGCGCGAAGACGAGGGCAUUAACAAAGACUUGAAGUCGAAACUUACCAAAUUAGAUUCAAAUGACAACAUUUCGAAUCACGAAAAGAUGCUAGACCCCAGUCAGGAAUCAGACGUAUCAUUUAAUUUAAGCAAUAAUAGUACAAUUACGAACGAGGACUCGAUAGCGUCUUGUAGUAAUAAAGCAACUAGUUCUAGCGACGACAAAAUAUCAGACAUAGUGGAGGACCUGAAGGGUGUGGAGCUGGCGCCCAAGCGCGAGCUGCCACCCAUUCAGUACGUUCAGUACGAAUCCGAAUUGCAAAUGCCAAUGAUUAUGAAAAUUAUCCAAAAAGACCUUUCCGAACCCUAUUCCAUCUACACCUACCGGUACUUCAUCCACAACUGGCCGAAACUCUGCUUUCUGGCAAUGUGCGAGGAUAACUGCGUGGGCGCCAUCGUCUGCAAGCUGGACGCUCACCGCAAAGUGCUGAAGCGCGGCUACAUCGCGAUGUUGGCGGUGGACCAAAACUACCGAAAAUUGGGCAUUGGGUCCACCCUGGUGCGGAGAGCUAUCCAGGAGAUGAUCGUCGGCGACGCCGACGAAGUAGUGCUCGAGACGGAAGUGACAAAUAAACCGGCUUUGCAGUUGUAUGAAGCCCUAGGCUUUGUCCGGGACAAACGUUUGUUUCGAUAUUAUUUAAACGGCGUCGAUGCUCUGAGGCUGAAACUGUGGCUAAGAUGAGGAUCUUAAUCGGUGAAAUGGUUGUAUUUGUUGCCAUAUGCUCAGGGUAUGGUGUGAGUUUGUUAAAUUAGUUGAAUAUUCAGAAUUUUAUUCUUGUUGUUUGUUUGUUGUACGUUCUUUUCUCAUAAACGCCAAAUUCGUUCGAUUCAGACGUCUGGACUAGAGUUUGUUUGUCUUCCAAAGAUGUAGUCCAAAAAGUAAUAAAAAUAGUUUCCUUCGAAAUUUUUUUUAUCUUGCGCAUCACCACCUCCAUCGGUUUUGUACGUUGAUUUUGUAUGACUUAAGUGUAGAUAAAUGAAUGUGUAACUUUGGAUGUUCAUUUAAUCAGGGUGUCGAAAUAUCUGAGCUUUUGUAACAAUUUCAUACUGACAUAAGCUGAGGAAAAUAUUUAAACUAGAAUUACUGAUGUGUGCUUACAUGAAUGUUUCUUUUUAAUAUAUAGAACAUUGUUUGUCAGUAAUUGUAAAAACUGUAUAUAAUUUUACUGUAUGAUAAAAGCAUUAAAAAUGUGUUGUAAUGAUUGAAUAAUAUACCAAAAUUUAUAAGGA